Molecule: messenger RNA, 337 nt
Organism: Dentiscutata erythropus
Lineage: Eukaryota; Fungi; Glomeromycota; Glomeromycetes; Diversisporales; Gigasporaceae
Source: the annotation of a GenBank genome assembly
CACUAGUAGCGAUGACGAAGCUAGCAUACCAUCAGCCGGAAAUAGAAAACAGUGGCAAUAUGCUCAUUGUAAUAUGCGUAGUCAAGGUCGAGGUCAAGGUAGCAGGCGCAGUAGCAAAUCUAAGAAACAUAGUAAGAAUAGUGCUGAAUUAGCUGAUGAUGAUCCUAAUACAGUAAAAUCUUUUCCUCCUACAAGUUGUGAAGGGCUUUUGGAGAAAAUGUGUACCGCGAUUUACUUAUCUCUUGAUGAAUUUCAGAACAUUACUAUUACUGAAAUAUCCACUAUCGAAGAAGAAGAAUGUGAUUCAUUAAGUGCUGAAUUAUGUAACUCAUUUUUA